CUGUUAAUAUCCGGCAUCGACCUGAUGAGGGUACUCUACAUUGCCACGCAUUUCUUACAUAAUGUUUAUUAUCUCCUUUCUCUCUAUUAGCUAAAUUAGAAAGUUGUCACUAAAUUGGUACAGUUUUCUGUAAUAUUUCGAAUAUUUCGUUAAGCAUCAAAGAUCAAGGUUAGGUUAACAUGAAUUUUACAAAAAAAACUAUAAAAGUAUCUAUUAAACCUUGCAAGUGUAAAGUCCGCUAUAUGUCGUCAAGUCAGUGAACUAAUAGACUACAUGACAGUACAAAAUUUUUAAUGUUAUCGCAACUCGCGAGAUAUAUAAAUUCAGUGUAAAUAAUUGUGUUAUUCAAACAGUGCGGCGUAUUAUUGUUAUGAAAAUGUCACAUCUAUUGAAAAAUUUUCCACCAGGCCCUUUAGACCUUUAUAGGAAAAGGGCGUCAUUCGAUUGGAAAAGAUUAAAAGUUUUUCUAGAAACUGAAGAAAUCGUCAAGUAUCAAAAUGAACUUUUCGAGGUACUGAAAAAUCACCCAGAGUACCAACACGACCUACUCUCCCAGUCGUUCGAGGAACAGCGGCGUAUUGCAAUGAGACGAGCCCUUGCUUACGCCGACAUAGACCUCUUAUCCGUCCCCAAACUAAUCGAAAAUGUUAAAACAGGCGCCGUCAUGACCAGAACCAUGAUGCAAUUGAGCCCAUCCGCCACCGUCAAGUACUCAGUGGGCAAGGGUUUAUUCACCAACGUUAUAAGAAGCCAAGGGACUGAAAGACACUACGACAUCUUAGAUUUAGCAGAGCGUGGCGAGAUCCAUGGGUGUUUCUGCCUUACGGAAAUCGGCCAUGGAACCAAUACCAAGGGCAUGCGAACUUGUGCCACUUACGACAAAAACACCCAACAGUUCGUCCUCCACACACCUGAUUUCGAAGCAGCGAAGUGUUGGGCGGGCUCAUUGGGUCAGAUGGCAUCGCAUGCCGUUGUCUAUGCCCAAUUAUAUGUCGAUGGUGUACACCACGGACUCCACACUUUUGUGGCACCCAUCAGAGACCCUAAGACAUUACUACCAUAUCCCGGAAUUAUAGUAGGGGACAUGGGUGAAAAGAUCGGUCUCAAUGGGAUCGACAAUGGUUUUUUGAGUUUUGAUAACUACCGCAUUCCGCGUGAAAACCUUCUGAGUAAAAACGCCGAUGUGACCCCUGAAGGCAAGUACGUUACGAGGUUUAAGAACCCAAAGGAUCGACAUGGGGCUGCUUUGGGGGCCCUGUCUAUAGGUCGUGUUAAUAUAACCGGAAUUUGUGAAAGUUACGCCACGAAGGCGCUCACGAUUGCGAUUAGGUAUGCAGCUGUGAGAAAACAGUUUGGGCCAGAGGGCGAGGAAGAAGUUCCAAUUUUGGAAUAUCAGUCACAUCAACACCGGCUUUUGCCGUACUUGGCUGCUGUUUAUGUCUUGAGGGUGUUUAGUAACUACAUUUCUGAGACGAAUUAUCAAUUCACUAUUGACUCAGUUUUGAAUCAGAAUAAGGAGUCUUUGGGCGACCUGGGGAUGGAGAUCCAUGUGAUUUCAUCGGCUUGUAAACCCGUCGCGGGUUGGUUAGCACGUGACGUGAUCCAGGAGUGCAGGGAGGCUUGUGGGGGCCACGGGUAUUUGAAAAUAGCCGGAAUUGGGGAUAUCAGAAAUGACAAUGAUGCUAAUUGCACAUACGAAGGCGAAAAUCACGUGUUAAUUCAACAGACCAGCAACUGGUUGAUCAAACUGUGCUCCGAAAUUGAAAGAGGGGCCAAAAUUGAGACUCCUCUGCAAUCGGCCAACUUCCUGACAAAUGCUUCUCAAAUACUCAAACAUAAAUUUGCUGCUAAUAGUUUAGAUGAGGUUUAUCGGCCUGAUACCAUCAUAGAUGCCUAUCAAUGGCUGGUAUGUUAUCUUUUAAAACAAACAAAGAACAAGUUGGACACUCUAAUGAAACAAGAAGGCGAGUUUUGGGCUAAAAAUAAUACUCAAGUGUAUUACGCAAAAAGCCUGGCAAUCGCCUUUAUUCAGCACUUCUUCUUGCAACGAAUGUUGGUUGUUAUAAAUCAAGCAAACGACGCUGAUAAUAAGAGAAUCCUUUCAAAACUGUUCUCUUUGUACGGGUUGUGGAGCCUAGAGAAGUUUUUGGCAACUUUGUAUGAAGGGGGGUACACCCAGGGCCCGAAAGCCACUCAUUUAAUCCAUGAAGGUGUUUUAACACUUUGUCAUGAGAUUAAAGACGAUGCAGUCUCUCUGAUUGACGUAAUAGCGCCUCCUGAUUUUAUCUUGAAUUCGGUUUUGGGGGCUUCCGAUGGGCGGGUUUAUCAAAGGCUACAAUCGGCGAUCUUUCGGUCACCUCAUGCCAUGAGUAGGCCGAAAUGGUGGCGAGAACUAGUUCAUUGGAACGCCGAUUUCAAGAAUAAAUUGUGAUAAGUGGGUUGUUGUCAAAUGGUUUUUUUUGUUGUGGAACUUUAUAUAUUUUAUUUUUAUAACAAUAUAAUAUGAAAGAAUAAAUACUUUUGUAAUAA
This is a messenger RNA of Tribolium madens (black flour beetle), 2529 nucleotides long. RefSeq names its product peroxisomal acyl-coenzyme A oxidase 3-like. The transcript is spliced from 6 exons. Gene Ontology annotation, biological process: lipid homeostasis; fatty acid beta-oxidation using acyl-CoA oxidase. Bases 371 to 2431 code for a protein of 686 amino acids. Gene Ontology annotation, cellular component: peroxisome. The record is from RefSeq and is a predicted model, not a curated record. Gene Ontology annotation, molecular function: FAD binding; pristanoyl-CoA oxidase activity; fatty acid binding. NCBI's taxonomy places the organism in Eukaryota, Metazoa, Arthropoda, Insecta, Coleoptera, Tenebrionidae.